Molecule: messenger RNA, 2701 nt
Organism: Centruroides sculpturatus (bark scorpion)
Lineage: Eukaryota; Metazoa; Arthropoda; Arachnida; Scorpiones; Buthidae
Product: G-protein coupled receptor 161-like
Exons: 2
Coding region: 680-2701 (673 amino acids)
Biological process (GO): G protein-coupled receptor signaling pathway
Cellular component (GO): membrane
Molecular function (GO): G protein-coupled receptor activity
Source: RefSeq, a predicted model, not a curated record
GAAGGUCUGUCGUUAGAAAAACUAUUAGUUAUAAAGGAGACGAUCUGGUGAAGACAAAUGAUAUCUUCCCAUAUUUAACACUAUUGGAGAAAAUACCAUUUAGAAAAUGAUAGAUGCUACAUAAGAGUAAGGAAAUCCUUUGCUAGAAUAUGUGAUUUGAAACUUUUGAUCACAUUUAUAAAAUUGGUAAAGUUUUCAUAAAAUUACUUUUUGUAAAAAGAAGAGCAAGAGCAGAAGCCAAAGUUGAUAACAAGAUAUUGAGAUGAAGAUCAGUAAGCAACUAGAGAGAGAGAGAGAUAGAGGGGAAGAGGAGAGUUUCUUAUUUUUUAUGGUUCUCAACUGAUCCAUAAUCACGGCUUACACAAAAUUCUUCAACUAUGAAAAGAAGUUGAACAGAAACUAUUCAGUCAGACAUGCACUGAUACAUUUUUUCAUCACCUCUAAAAAAAACCAUUUUUGGCAGCUUUCCAUAUCUAGUAUAACAAUACAAUACAAACUAUGAACAAGAUAAGUAGAGAAGAAUGUAUAAAUCCAGAUAUUCAUCGUGUUAACUUUAUCGUGUCUUUUUUUCAAGUUUUUUAAAUGUUUUUUCUAGAAAAUAGGAGUAGUUAAUGCGUUAAAUUUAACGUUUGGUCUGUAAGGGAAUAUUAAAAGAUAUUUACGAAAUAUACUUUAAGAAAUGGAUGCAUCAGAUCUUAAAUUGUUCCAAACUCACCCUUAUCAUGUAAAUAACCUAACAGAACCUAUCAUGUUUGGUCCUCCGAAGGAUAAAGGAACUUUAGAAGGUAAUAGUCCCAAUCAAGUAAUACAGCAAACCGAAGCGACAGGCCUUCUUGUCAUUUUUGCAGCUAGCAUAGUAAGCAAUGGAUUAAUUUUUGCAUUAUUCUAUCGUAAAGCAACAUUUCGGACAUUUUCGAACUGGUUCGUGUUUAAUUUGUCAUUAGCCCAUCUACUACAGUCUACCCUACUUUUACCAUUUACCUUUGCAUCUAUCGUAACACGUAAGUGGAUAUUUGGUGAGAUCUGGUGCCAAAUGACAGGUACGGCUUUCAUAUGUUUAAAUGUGGCAUCAACGUUAUCAUUAUUAUUAAUUGCCGCUGAUAGAAAUUGCGCUGUUAAUAGCCCUCUUCAUUAUUCCAUGGCUAUAACUAAGAAAAAAACGGGCAUACUCAUAGCUGGAACUUGGGUUUUUGCCAUUCUUGUUGCUAUUCCACCCCUAUGUGGAAUAUCCAGUUUCAAAUAUAGAGAAUUAUGGCAUACGUGCACCGUCACAUGGUAUUCUAAAGAUCCUUACACAAUUGCUUAUGAUUGUUUUCUUACAACCAUCGGUUUCUUGUUUCCAUUAGUAAAAAUGAGUUGGAUGUAUUGUUCUAUGUUUCGUGCAGCACGCACUAAUAGUGCUAGAGCACGCAAACAUAGUUUAAGCGCCAGUCUGACUGAAGAGCAAGUUCAGGAAGUAAAACAAAAAGUAAGUUCUAAUUACACUUAUAGAAGAAAACCAUAUAGAAGAAGAAGCUCUUCAACUAGUCAAUCAUCCAUCUUUGGUGAUGAAUGGAAGGCUGUGAGAACGGGCGUUUUAGUUGUGCUAUCUUUCACUUUCUGUUGGAUGCCAUAUUAUAUAGUGGUGCUAACUGAGGCAUACUUCAAUUCCAGUCACUGGAUGCCUCAUUACUUUCUAUGUCUAGUGACCCUCUCUUCCUACUGCUCCUGUAUAGUGGAUCCUUAUCUGUACGUUUUCAGAAAUCGCGGCAUCAGAAAGCACGUCUUGAAGCUGUUAACCUGUGGAAGAGGAUAUCCAUCUUUAUACAACCAGAGGAACAGAAAUGAUCCAAAUAUACAUCCAGCUAACAGUUCUUGUGUGUUGCAGUCCAAUAGCGCUACUGAUUUACGUGACGUAAAUUCGGUGCUCUACAAAGAUGGCGAGGAUCAGUGGCAUAUGACUGAUAAUGGAGAUGAUGUAUCAAUACACGGUUCAGACGAGUCUCUACAUAAACCAGAAUACGAUCCAGUGAUGACAUGCCCGAAACAUUCACGAAGAUUGCUUCAAAAUAUUCGAGAACCAGACUAUUAUGGAGUUCAAACACCCGAAAACAGAAGCAAUUGGAAUCAGAGGGAAGUCAUAACAAACCAUCCAGAAUCUAUGCUUAUCAUGAAAUUAGCUACACAGAAUUCGUGCGGGAGUGAUACCACAGAUAACUGUGGCACAUCAUUUGAGAGCAGCGAUGACCCUGCAACAUAUUUAUGCCCAUACGUCCAGCGCAAAGAUUCUAGAAGUAGCAUGACUGCCCUUUUAGUUAACGAUAACGGUAGUUAUGGCAAAAUUAGGCCAUCUUUAAAGCGAGUUUGCUCCUUCACUGCCGAAGAAAACGAGCUCAAUUUUUUACCAGCAGUCAUAUCGAGAUUCGGGGGGAUGAAAAGGACUUCUUUCGCCAUGGCACGCUUUGGUAAUCAAGAAUCUAGCGAAUCUACAUUAACAUCUUCGACAUCUUCAGAUACUCCCGAUUCAAAUACACCUCUAUCUGGUAAACCUGGAAGAAUUAGACCAAAAUUAAUACGUCAACAAUCUGCAUUUGUAUCUCACUUAACCGAACCAAGAACUAGAAGAUAUCCUCAUAUAGAAGAUAUACAUAGACACGCAAACUACACUUUUAAUAGCGAAGAUGCUGUAUUGUACAGAAACGUAAAGUUUCAGAACGAAUAA